AUGGGGAAUAGCCGCACGCUGAUGAUCGCCAACAUCUCUCCCUCGUCUAGCAGCUACGAGCACACGCUCAACACACUGCGGUACGCGUUCCGCGUGAAGGGCCUCAGCGUGGCCUCCGUUGUGCCGAGCAAGGCGCGCAACGCCCCGCGCCCGUUCCGCCUGUAUGCCGGUGAUGGGGCGCAGAACCAGCAGCAGCAGCAGCAGCAGAAUGAGCAGGCUGUCAAAACACCAUUGAUGGACGUCGCACGGGGAAAAGCGCGAGCGGACUCCGCACUNUGUGCCGAGCAAGGCGCGCAACGCCCCGCGCCCGUUCCGCCUGUAUGCCGGUGA
Molecule: messenger RNA, 330 nt
Organism: Trypanosoma grayi
Lineage: Eukaryota; Euglenozoa; Kinetoplastea; Trypanosomatida; Trypanosomatidae
Product: putative mitotic centromere-associated kinesin (MCAK)
Exons: 1
Coding region: 1-330 (109 amino acids)
Biological process (GO): microtubule-based movement
Molecular function (GO): microtubule motor activity; microtubule binding; ATP binding
Source: RefSeq, a predicted model, not a curated record